Photinus pyralis (common eastern firefly) is the source of this 3669-nucleotide messenger RNA. RefSeq lists its product as uncharacterized. The record is from RefSeq and is a predicted model, not a curated record. NCBI's taxonomy places the organism in Eukaryota, Metazoa, Arthropoda, Insecta, Coleoptera, Lampyridae. The transcript is spliced from 8 exons. The coding region runs from base 176 to 1471 and encodes 431 amino acids.
UACUAUUGAUAACCUAUUUAAAAAAUCUGGUCCAAGGCUAGUUUUUAAAAAGCAAUUUGCCAUUUUUUUAAGCGAAAGUUUGCAGGGGCCUCAUAUUGAAACUUACUCUACGCCUAUUUUGAAUGUGACCAACAGUGAUACCACUAGCAUUAGUGACAUAUCUUCCAUAGCUAACAUGAUAGUAAUCCCGGCUAAUGACCUACAAGGAAGUCUCAUUAAUACAUCUACUACAAGUUACCAUCACGAUAUUACUGAUAGUUACGAUAUGUUCCAACCAAGCACUUCUAAAAAAACAAGAAGCGAAGAUUCUUUCUUAUUUCCUUCGACUUUGGAAAAUUUAUUGAAAAUGCAUGUGGACGGAAAAAUUAUCAUGGCACACAAACAUAAACUCAAUAACGAUGAUCGACAAAAAUUGGCAAAAAUAGUUGUCAAUCAAAUCAUAUCCACACACAACUAUGCUGAAAUAAGGGCGGACACGUUUUUGGAGGCUGCCAAAGAAAUUAUUAACUUGUUUCCAACCGAAAAAAUUGAAACGUAUUACAUUCCCUACUCCCCGCCAAAAGGAUCUUUAAGAAGGCAACCUGCCCGCGGAAAGCUGUGGUCCAGAUAUGUAAACGUCCGUGCAGCGUUAAGGUUGGCGGACAAAUAUAAAGUGACAGAUGAAAAUAAGGAGAACCUUGUACUAGAAGAAGAAAACGACAAAUAUGAACAUGAUUUAGCAUUCCUAAAAGUUGCAGUGGAACCCCAGCAAAGAGUUGCUCAGUGUUGGGAAUCAACAUUCCGUAUUAGGCAAAAACGAUACAAAAGUGAACCCAUAGAAACAUAUUUUGAAGCAUUUCCUUCUUUAAAACUCCAAUUCGGAAUUGAGCUGUUGGAGAUUGACUUUAAUACUUUACAUCCAAAUAAAGCGAACAUCAUUUACGAAAAUUGGCCAAGUGUUUCAAAAGCAAUAUUAUCCGAAGCUAAAGAACGAAAAAUUAUUAUUGAAGAAAGAAACGAAGAUUUGUCAACAAGUGCACUUCUAUGCUUGCCAUAUUUAUUUUCCCCAACUACUGUAAAAAAUAGUAGUAAAAAUAAAAUUGGGAACUGGCGUCCAAGCCGACUUGAAGUUCAGCAUAGUUUUUUCUUCUGUACUAAAAAUUUAUUGGAAUUAGAAGAAAUAGUAGACGCGAGACAGCAUAAGUUAGAAAAAUAUCAACUUCCUUUACAGCCUUUUGGUGUGGCAGUGGGGGAUGUGGGACAAGAAAGUUAUUACGUGUAUAACCAAAAUAUUAAGUAUAAGUUAGAGUCUAGCAUUAGAUGCCUAGAAUUAUUAUACAAACUGUUUCAUGCACUUAACCUAAAUUAUCCUGCAGAAAGCAAAUCUAUUUGGCAAUUUAUCGAAGAAGUGGUUUAUGGGAUGCCUGUCACGGGUAAAACAAGUAGUGCUGCUUCAGCAAUAGCUGAUAUUAAUUAUCACCUUAAAUUGUAACUACCUAUACCUACUUUCGUAAGUUUAUUAGUUUAACUAUAAUCAAUGGUUUAACCAUUGGUUUAACGCUACUGAAUAACUUAUGUUUUGAUUAUCACAAUGGUCAUUUGUGGUUUGUGCUUGGAAAAUUACGGAAAUGUUAAGUCAUUAGUUACUCAUCUUAAAAUAAUACAUAAUCUUAAACCGAAUGAUACAUACAACUGCGUUGAACCUAAAUGCUUCAGAAAUUUUAGUUCUUUAAAUUCCUUUAGGAAACACAUUAAAACUCAUGAAAAUAUUAACUCUCAGCUCACUCGUAAAUCACUGCCGGAUGUUACUACAAAUAGUACAAACUUGCCUGACAAUAACUCUACACAUAGUACAGUUUGUAUUGAUGAAGACACUAAAACAGUGGUGUCGAAUGAAAGUGAAAUCCCACGUUCAAUUAUUGAUAACAACUUUUACAAAUCGUUAAUCGAAAACCGUGUUGUUAGUUUUAUCGCUAAUAUGUAUGCAAUGAAUAAUCUUACCCGAAAAGACGUACAAGUAAUAAUAAAUUACAUUAAAGAUUUAUUUGGCGAACCUUUAGAAGUUUUGAAAAUUGAUAUUUUACAGAUUCUAAAAAAUAGUACUCAAAUAAGGCUAGAAGACAGUGAAAGAAUUGCUUUAUAUUUUGAGCAAUUAAAGAGCUUAUUUUCUGGUUUAGAUUCAGAUUAUUUACGUCUGAAACACUUCAAAGAUUCUCAUUUCUACAUUCCUCCUAUUCAGUGUAUUAUUGGCCAACGAGAAACCACAAGAAACAAUGCUAUAUAUGCACAAAGUAAUGUAAGCCAAUUUAUUGAACUAUCAAAAAUCCUAAAACUUUUUUUUGAGUUACCAAACGUUUUAAAACAAACUUUAGAACAUUUAAACAUUUUGAAAAGCAGUAGAUUUUAUCAAAACAUAUACCAAUCAGAAUUUUGGAAAAACAAAAUUAAUCAUAUACAUUUACAAGAUAAUGAUAUCAUUUUGCCCUUGUAUAUAUAUUUCGACGAUUAUGAAAGUGGAAAUCCUCUUGGGUCACAUGCAGGCAUACAUAAAAUCUCUUCUAUAUAUUGUUCAGUUCCAGUAUUACCUACCUCAAAAAUAUCAAUCUCAGUUAGCGAAUAUUUUUCUGUUUUCAUUAUUUCAUAGCUCUGAUUUAAAGGAAUUUGGACAUCAAGUUAUAUUUUCUAAAUUGGUGGAAGAAUGCAAUAAGUUAUUGUCGGAUGGAAUUCGUCUUAAAAAUUUUAACACACAGACAAACAUAUAUUUUUGUGUUGCGUUAAUAUUGGGAGAUAAUUUAGGUCUAAACACAAUAUUGGGAUAUACAGAAUCUUUUCGAGCAAGUUUUUAUUGUCGAUUUUGUAAAUGUAAUAAAACUGUUUUGGAAUCUCAACUGACAGAAGAUGCUAAUAUGUUAAAAUCUAAAUUAAACUAUGAAAAUGACCUUGAAACUGGAAAUACUACCUUAACCGGAAUGAAGCAAAGGUGUGUUUGGAAUAAUGUAGUCACAUUUCAUGCAACAGACAAUUUGUCAGUAGAUAUUGCGCAUGACAUAUUCGAAGGAGUCGGGUCAUUUGAUAUUUGUGAACUGUUGCAUCGUUUUAUUAUUGUUGAUAAAAUAUUUACAUUAGACAUUCUAAACAAGCGUAUAAAGUACUUUAAUUAUGGAAAUCAAAAUAUAAAUAAACCCCCAUUAAUUUCAUACGAACAUUUAAAAAAGAAAAAGCUUCAUAUGAGUUGCGCAGAAAUGAAAUGCUUUAUUCUUCUAUUUGGAUCUAUUGUAGGUCCGCUUGUGACCAAUAACAAAUAUUGGGAACUUUACAUACUACUGCGAAAAAUUUUAGAUAUUGUACUUUCUCAGGAAUUUUUAUAUUCUUCUUUACAAAUUACGUGCAACUAUCUUCAAGAAUUAAUUUCAAACCACCAUCAAUUAUAUAUGGAGUUGUUUAAUUUACCCCUUAAACCAAAACAUCACUUCUUGGUACACUACCCAAGAGUGCUAAAAACUGUAGGGCCACUGUCAAAAUUAUCUACCCUAAGAUUUGAGUCUAAACAUCGCGAAUUUAAAAAAACUGCUGUUGGAGUAGCUUCUCGUGUAAAUAUUACGUACACUGUUGCAAUAAAACAUCAACUCAAAUUGUGUGCAACAUUUAUGGAAGAAAAAGGAUUUAUGAACUAUCCUCAAAUCGAAUUAA